This is a messenger RNA of Dentiscutata heterogama, 872 nucleotides long. The record is from the annotation of a GenBank genome assembly. Lineage: Eukaryota; Fungi; Glomeromycota; Glomeromycetes; Diversisporales; Gigasporaceae.
AAUAUUACAAAAAUUUGGCGUAUACGAAGAAAAAAAGAAACGAAAUAUAUAAUUCUGUGAGACCAGAAACUGUUUCGAAACAAGUUUCAAUGUUGCGUCAAUACCGAGUUGGUGAACUUCCUGAUAUUGAAAUUGAACAUAGCGACAUUAUUGGUCCAUUACAAGCACUGGCGCAUAGGGAUUUGGAUAUUUCUCGGAUUUUAUUUUCAACAUUGUUUGUUUCCAUUUAUGAAACCACUGAAGAUGAUACGAUCAUGGAUGUUAAUGCGCAAAAUGAAUAUACAAAUUCAAUGUCUCAACAUAUUAAGACCAUUUUCAACGCAACGACAUCAUACUUUCCGCCUUUGAUUAGUAGCUGUCUAAGAAUAUGCUAUGAAAUUCCUGACCUUAAAAUUGAUCCUUCAGCUAUCCGAAAAGCUAGUGAAAUUAGUUCAACAGAGUCAAUGGGUAUAACGUUAAUCGAACAAUAUCUGACACUGCUUCCUACACAAAGGGGAUCAAAAAGAACACGUACUACAAAUACUGGUCUCGUCGCCGAGAGCAAGCAACCAUGGAUAGAGUUAGCACAUCUUUAUAAAUCAAUCGAUAGUGGUGAUGUUUAUAAGAGCAUAUAUGAAAAUUAUAUUGCUCACAACCAAUAUACCAAGAUAGAUGCUCUUAACGCUGAAUUAAUAGGAGAUUAUGCUUCAGCGUGUGAAUUCUAUUUGCGAGCAUUAAGUGAAGUAGAAGAUGCAGAUGAUGCCGAGGUCACAGUUUGGGAGGAAGGUAGAUUCGAAUGUUUUGAAAAAUUAUCAAAAUGGGAUGACUUGGCAGAAACCGUUUGUGUAGAUAUUGAUUCAGAUUUGGAAAAGCUUUGGGAUCAGGAUUUUCAG